AAUCGGCCACAUUCCUCAAUGCUGGAGUUGGUUAUCAAAACAAAAACCGUAAGAAAAAUUGCAACAAACACAAACACUAAUAAAGACAAAAAUAUUAGAAGCAUACGGUUGCAGUAUUGAAUGACAUGUGGUUUGAUCCUUCCGGAUACUAUGUGGUUGCCUUGAGCACGCUGCUGCUGUGCAUUUUAAUAGCCCUUUAUUUUGCCAACUUUUUGAAGGACGAUUCUGAACUAGAGGAUGAAGGCCUUGGCGAUGACGAGGUGCGUUUGGAGGACGAUCCCGUAAUGAAAGCACAGAUGCAAGCGCGCCUGCAAAGGGAAAUCGAUGAUGAUGAGGCCUACGAGGAAGAGCAGGAACCGUUAAGCGAGAGCGAUGCAGAGCAAGGACCAGGAAAGGCUCCCAAUUACAGUAAUCUGGUGGGAAAAUUCAAGGCCAAGCGAUACCAACACAAGCUGGAAAAGAACUUAUCACCCAGCCAGAUUGAGGAGGAGCGACGGAUUGAGCGUGAACAGUUGGCGGCUAUUUUUGAAUUGCUGCGCAAACAGGAGGAUGAAUUGAAUCUCAAGGAUCGCAUAAGCGAUUGCGAGCUUAAGCAGCAAGUGAAGUUGUAUCGUUAGACACUUUUUCAACUAAAGCGUGUGAUUAUCACUUUUGUGUAUGGA
Drosophila montana is the source of this 662-nucleotide messenger RNA. Its product is annotated as matrix-remodeling-associated protein 7. The record is from RefSeq and is a predicted model, not a curated record. The transcript has 2 exons. Lineage: Eukaryota; Metazoa; Arthropoda; Insecta; Diptera; Drosophilidae. The coding region runs from base 126 to 617 and encodes 163 amino acids.